This is a messenger RNA of Branchiostoma belcheri (Belcher's lancelet), 1182 nucleotides long. RefSeq lists its product as uncharacterized. The coding region runs from base 46 to 1182 and encodes 378 amino acids. NCBI's taxonomy places the organism in Eukaryota, Metazoa, Chordata, Leptocardii, Amphioxiformes, Branchiostomatidae. The transcript is spliced from 9 exons. The record is from RefSeq and is a predicted model, not a curated record. Gene Ontology annotation, molecular function: oxidoreductase activity; copper ion binding.
GGAGGUCUGGUGGGGUUUGUGAUAGUUGAAGAUGACGUCACAGCCAUGUCCCCCGAACUGUCUGCCAUCUCCUGCCCUUUGAACUGUCACAAGGAUGUUCAGCUGGCGGUCGGUACCAACUUCCGGUACACCUUCCGGGAUCCAGACCCCAUCCUCAGCUACUCCAACCUGCAGAAAACUUUAGGGGAUCCGUCAAGAAAUCUGGAACAGCUUUCCUCUGGUACGGGAACCAUGGAGGACUGGCUGAUGGACCCUGCUAACGGCGUGGACCACAUCCUCACUAACGGACAGCUGUGGCCUACUGUGACAAUGACUGUAGGAGAGGUAAAACGGUUCCGCAUCCUGAACGCCGCAACAAUAGAGGUGCUGGAAAUCAAAUUUAAAGAGCUAGUAGGAUGUGAGAUGAUGGUGCUGGCUUGGGAUGGCAUAUACGUGGACGCCCCCUAUCGGACUCAUAUGGUAGUGCUGUCCGGUGGAGCGAGAGUUGAUGUCGCAGUGAGAUGUUGGUUUUCUGGAGACUUCACGAUGACGACAGUUAUGGCACCAGAGAAUGACCCUAUCCUGGCAUCCGAGUACUGGCAGAUGCGAUUCGACCAAGACCUGCUUACACUGCACGUGGAAGAAAAGGCUGCUGUGUUCGAACUGGAGCACUUCCCUACGUCACUUCCGGCACACCCCUGGUACUACCGUGACCUGCGCACGGUAGCGGACAGUGAGAUAGACGGGCGGUUCGUGCUGGAGUUCGGACCCGAACACGAGGUCAACAGGGAACACUUCAAGGACGCCGCGUACAACCGCUACAAGUACAGGGUCGGCACCAUUCAGGAAUGGUACGUCAUCAACACGGAACAACUCAAACCACAUCCGCUCCACAUCCACGUCAAUCACUUCCAGGUGAUUUCCUACAACGAGUACACCCAUCCUUGGGGCGCACUGCACCCUGUGAACAAGACAAAAUCUGCAUACUACGACCUGCAAGGAAAUCUGUGCGACCAGCAGUUUCUCCACUUCGCCCACAACUUGGACUGGCCGACUUCAAACCCGCCGAACUUCAAGUAUCACGGUCACCACAACAGGUCACGUGACGAUAUCCCAGGAUACAUUCCGCUCGGGGAAUGGCGGGAUACCAUCAACGUACCUCCUCUGGGCAGCAUGACUAUCCGAUUUGUCGCUGACAGGUGA